CUUCAAUUCUGGAUUUUGGUGGUUAAAUGCGUAUUUUCAGAUCUUUCUUCGAUAGCGAUCUCCGUUUGGAUCUGCAAAUGCUCACCGUUUUGAUCGCAUAAUCCGUUAUUUCUCACUAUCUACUUCUUAAGCUUUGUCCGGGAGGGAUUAUAAUGAUUUGGAGAACCAAUCGUGGAGAGAAUUGCAGUCGAGUAGGAAUUGGUUUAUUCUAUUUUACUUAACUGCCGACAAACUAUGGAAGGUGACAGGACAAUCCCUGCUCCAUCAGAUGGUGUCGUGGAUGUUGUUCAGAAAAUUAGAGCACUGCAUGGGAGGACUACUGGCCCUACAAGGCGCUCUACAAAGGGACAAUGGACAGCUGAGGAGGAUGAGAUUUUGGGGAAGGCUGUUCAGCGUUUUAAAGGAAAGAAUUGGAAAAAAAUAGCUGAGUGUUUCAAGGAUAGAACUGAUGUACAAUGCCUGCAUAGGUGGCAGAAAGUCUUAGAUCCAGAACUUGUCAAAGGUCCAUGGUCUAAAGAGGAAGAUGAAAUGAUUAUUGAUUUGGUGAACAAAUUUGGGCCUAAAAAGUGGUCUACUAUCGCUCAGCAUUUACCUGGACGUAUUGGUAAGCAAUGUCGAGAAAGGUGGCAUAAUCAUCUUAAUCCUUCUAUAAACAAGGAAGCAUGGACGCAGGAAGAGGAGUUGGCACUAAUACGUGCUCAUCAGAUUUAUGGUAACAGAUGGGCAGAAUUGACGAAGUUCUUGCCUGGAAGGACAGACAAUGCUAUUAAAAACCACUGGAACAGUUCUGUCAAAAAGAAAUUGGAUUCUUACUUAGCAUCGGGCUUGCUUAACCAGUUACAAACAGUACCACUUGAUGGAAAUCCAAAUCAAUCCAUUGCUUCAACCUCUUCAAGGUUGCAAUGUAGUGGAGAAGAUAAUGGUCCUAGGGGGACUGAAGGAGAGGAAGUUUCACAAUGUAGCCAGGAGACAGCUAAUGCUGGUCACUUUCUGUCUGCCACAGAGAUGAGCCAUGUUGUUUUACAAACUAUGGAAGAAUACACGCCAAAUGAAGAAUCUAAUGUAGGAAAGGAUUAUAGUCCUAAUCAAGCAUCCUGUUCAGAGCCAUAUUACGUGUCUCUGGAUGAUGUUACUGCAUCCUUCCCUGAAAUAGCUCGCCAAGAGGUUUGCUCUUCUCAUUUCAUUGAGCAGAAAUACUCACACGAAUAUAGAAAUUCCUUAAAUGAGAAUUGCCAGCUUUAUUUGCAUGACUUACCCGAUAUUUCCUCACUGGACUUUGUGCAGGAAUCGUCACAGUUGCAAAAUGAUUGUAUAGCUCCUAAUGAAAGUCAUGACAUGGUGAAUGUUCCAUUUCAGACUUCAGCAGGGUUUGGUGUUGCGAUGUCCAUGGGAACUAUGGCUAUGGACUCUGUUAAACGUGAGGACAUGAUAAUAUCUGAUGGGGAAUUUUGCAGAAUCCUAUUUUCAGAGGCAAUGAGUGAUGACUGCUUUUCCUCUGGAGAUUAUAAUAUUGGUGUAAAUAUGGUUAACUUGUCUGGUUGCGCUUCAUUUGUUUGUCAAUCUUUACCAUCUGUCCCAUCAGGACCUUCUUCUACUGGUGGUAGGUUGCUGCAUACUGCCGAAGCCAAUCAGUUAGUUGGGUCUGAUGAUCAGCAGUUUGUCUGCAGAGCACAUGAUAACUUAAUUUAUGCCAAUGAAUCAUCCAGUUCUCCUUGUAUUGAUAGGAUAGAUAGUGCAGAAAUGCAAGAGCCAUCAGGUGUUGUGAAGGAUACUUCAAAAUUGGUCCCAGUAAACAGUUUUGAUGAUGGAUCAGAUAAUAUGCAAAGUUGCUAUCCAAUGGAUGAAGGGCCGAAUGUGCAUAGAGAACAGGAGGACACAGGAGGUCUAUGUUAUGAACCUCCCUGUUUUCCAAGCUUGGAUAUUCCUUUCUUUAGCUGUGAUCUUAUACAAUCUGGAGGUGAUAUGCAGCAAGAAUUUAGUCCCCUAGGUAUCCGGCAGUUUAAGAUGUCUUCUAUGAACUGCCUAACUCCUUUCAGAUUGUGGGACUCACCUUCUCGCAAUGAUAGUCCAGAUGCUUUGUUGAAUAGUGCUGCUAAAACUUUCAAGGGUACACCUUUCAGAUUGUGGGACUCGCCUCACAAUGAUAGUCCAGAUGCUUUGUUAAGAAGUGCUGCUAAAACUUUCAAGGGUACACCAUCCAUAGUAAAGAAACGACACCGAGACCUUUUAUCUCCGCUAUCAGAUAGAAGAACUUACAAGAAACUUGAGAUUGACAUGACAUCAACCUUGAUAACAAAUUUUUCCCGUUUGGAUGUCAUGUUUGAUGAAAAUGAUACUCAGGGAGCAGAUUUGCUUUCUCCAUCUUCAAUACAAAAAAAAAAUUCUGGUACCUCUGUUGAAGAUGAUAAAGAAAAUUGUGUACAAGCUUUUAAAGUGGAACAAGCAGAGGAGAAAAAAAAAUCUGCAAUUUUGAAUGACAAGAAGUCAGAAAAUGAUACAGGUGACAGUAAUUCUCAGGAUAAGGUUAAGCAGCAACCUCUUGAUGUUGAUACUAAGAUGAAGAAUGAUGUUAAUGCUGUGGCUGAGAUUGUGCUGCAACGUUCUGGAGUUUUGGUUGAACAUGAUAUGAAUGACCUGUUACUGUAUUCUCAUGAUCAAGUUGGUUUUAAACCGGACAGAACUCUAAGUGCUAGAACUCAUAAAAAUCCAUGCUCAAGGGUCAAUUCUCCUUCUGAUCGAGUAAAGGAGCAGGAAAGACUUUCAGUUGCUGUUACUUGUGUUCAAUCCAUCUGUUCAUCAGACCCAGGGGAGAAGUCGGGUGAUCAUCCCAGAAACGAUGGUGGAUUUGAAACAUGUAGCAUAUUUGGCGGAACACCUUUUUGGAAAGGCAUUGAAUCACCUUCAGCAUGGAAAUCUCCUUGGUUGAUCAACACUUUUUUGUCUAGCCCCAGGAUUGAUACUGAACUUACAAUUGAGGAUUUUGGGUAUUUCCUGAGCCCAGGUAACAAAAGCUAUGAUGCAAUCGGGUUGAUGAAACAGGUAAGCGAACAAACUGCUGCUCAAUAUGCCAAUGCUCAGGAGAUUUUGGGUAAUGAAGUUCCUAAGGCGUUACCAAAGGAUGCAUCUGGAAACGAUAGAGAUGGGAACAAAGAAAAUAACGAUCCUCAUAAUCAGCGUGGGAACCAUUUUCAGUUGGCUUCAAAUGCUUUGGUGGAGCGACGCAUACUUGACUUUAGCGAAUGCGAAACUCCGGGCAAGGGUGAUAACGGCAAAUCCUCAACUAUGAGCGUAUCAAGCCCUCCUUCGAAUUUGUUGAAGGGUUGUAGAUAGAUGCUUGUCAGUUGUUAUGGCCAAUGCAUCCGGUUGUUUUGCCAUUCAAGUAUAUUUUAUGGAAAAAAAUGUUUCUCCCAAGUUAUCUCAACCAACUUCAAAAUUAUAUCAUUUUGGGAAUUGAAAAAAUUAAUGAAGGAUAUUUUCUAAAUUUUGUUUGUUUAUCUGUUAUAUGAAUUUUAUUAAAAUGUCCUUCAUUAAUUUCUCUAUCUUUCAAAAUGACGUGAUUUUAGAAUUGCUAGAUAUUAUUUU
Molecule: messenger RNA, 3582 nt
Organism: Gastrolobium bilobum
Lineage: Eukaryota; Viridiplantae; Streptophyta; Magnoliopsida; Fabales; Fabaceae
Product: transcription factor MYB3R-1
Exons: 12
Coding region: 235-3330 (1031 amino acids)
Biological process (GO): regulation of DNA-templated transcription
Cellular component (GO): nucleus
Molecular function (GO): DNA-binding transcription factor activity, RNA polymerase II-specific; RNA polymerase II cis-regulatory region sequence-specific DNA binding
Source: RefSeq, a predicted model, not a curated record